This is a messenger RNA of Symbiodinium sp. CCMP2592, 1656 nucleotides long. NCBI's taxonomy places the organism in Eukaryota, Dinophyceae, Suessiales, Symbiodiniaceae. The record is from the annotation of a GenBank genome assembly.
AUGGCUGCCAACGACGAACCGGAGAGCGAGAUCCACAAGCCGCAGCACGAUCAGCCUCACCGCAGUUGUGCGGUGACAGUUUGGCGCAUCUUCGGUGUGUUGGCUGCCUUGUAUGUCUUUUUGUUUGGAUUGGACUUGAUGGGCGUGUCCUUCAAGGCAUUGGGAGGCAAAGGCGCUGGGAAAUUAUUCGCGAUCACUGAAAACCCUAUCUCAGGUCUUAUGGUGGGUAUUCUGGCGACAGUAUUGGUGCAGUCCUCGUCAACCAGCACAUCGAUUGUAGUUGGCUUGGUCGCUGCGGGGCAGCUCGCUGUCCACAACGCAAUCCCGAUUGUUAUGGGGGCGAAUAUUGGCACAUCCGUGACGAACACAAUUGUCUCCAUGGCACAUGUUGGCGAGCGCAAGGAGCUGGAACGAGCGUUCUCCGGUGCCACUGUGCAUGACAUGUUCAACAUGCUUAGCGUCAUCGUCCUGCUUCCCGUGGAGGUCGUGGUGGGCGCCAUCCAGGGUGACGGCGGUCCCAUCUACUGGCUAUCCAUGACCAUGGCAGAUGCUAUCGUCAGCAAGUCGGAGGUGACCUUUCCGUCCCCGAUCAAGGCCAUUGUCGACCCCAUCGUGGAUCACUUCUUGGAUCCAGAUAAAGCCGUGAUUAAGGCAAUGUCACUCGGGCCCCCUCCUGCAGUCGCUGGCGAUACCUUGGGCUGCGGGGGUGACUGCUCGACGUCCUUUUGCGUCAGCAAAGCUAUGCAUGCGGCAUGGGCCAAAGUUGACGAGGCUGGUCUUCUCGCCUUGCCGGCCUGUCCUCAGGAGCUCUGUGGAGAGGGUUCCGAGUGUUUGCAGAAUGCGGCCAGUUUCUAUGCGGAGUACAUUGAGGGCGGCGAGAUCAUUGCUUCAGGCUUUCUCAAGCCAUUGGGCGAUGUGGCGGGUGGUGCCGUGGCGUUGGUCUGUUCGCUGCUGGCCAUCUGCUUCUCACUCUUCUGCCUGGUGAAGCUUCUGCACGCCUUGAUGAUCGGCAAGGCGAAAGUCAUGAUCCUUCGGGCGACCUCGAUGAAUGACUACCUUGCCAUGGGCGUCGGGGGAAUCCUCACCUUCGUCGUCCAGAGCUCCUCCGUGGUUACUUCCGCACUGACGCCUCUUUGCGGCUUGGGCCUCAUGACUGUGGAGAAGAUGCUGCCGGUUACCCUUGGUGCCAACAUUGGCACCACCUUCACGGCCCUUCUUGCAGCACUGGCAGAGCUGAAACACGACGGCUUGCAAAUUGCGUUCUGUCAUCUAGCUUUCAACAUCUUUGGCAUUCUAGUUUGGUUCCCCAUCCCAGCAAUGCGCGGUGUCGUGGUGGGUGCUGCAAAGCUGCUGGGCUUCUAUGCCUCCUACUGGCGGAUGGUGCCGCUGCUUUACAUCUUAAUCAUGUUCCUCGUUGUGCCAGGCGUAGCCCUGGGGAUCUCGCUGCUUUUCGGCGUGUCCUUGGCAGCCGGCAUCACUGCCCUUGCCGUGGCAGUCGUCAGCCUGACCGCUCUGUUGAUCUGGUGGAACAUGGGCGGCUGCUACCGUGUUGUUUCUCGCGCUGAAAGAGAGCUGCGAGAGGCGGAGCUGAGGGCAGCACGGAAGGCACAGGCCGAGGUUGACCCAGAAGAAGUACUGGAUCCUGUCGCCUUGUGA